Molecule: messenger RNA, 3315 nt
Organism: Cryptococcus deneoformans JEC21
Lineage: Eukaryota; Fungi; Basidiomycota; Tremellomycetes; Tremellales; Cryptococcaceae
Exons: 16
Coding region: 106-3228 (1040 amino acids)
Biological process (GO): regulation of DNA-templated transcription; DNA-templated transcription
Molecular function (GO): DNA-binding transcription factor activity, RNA polymerase II-specific; DNA binding; zinc ion binding
Source: RefSeq, a predicted model, not a curated record
GAUCUUUACUGUCCAUCUCUUUUCUUUGAGGUCUGUUUGUCUUUGUUUCUUCCUUACCCUAAUAGCUUCUCAAAAAUCACCCGUGCCUUCCUUCUUCGUCCGCCAAUGUCGCCAACAUCUUUUCAGAAUUCGGCCGGCCCUGGCCCUCUUCUCAACCAGCACAGUCGUAGUCCACCUAGUGCCAGUAAUGUCAGCAGCCGUGACCGUCAAGGCACAGCGGAAUCAGAUAUAGAAGCCAGAGAAGAGAACGGUGCCUCUAAAGCUCCACUUCGUAAGAAGCAAAGGAAGCAAAGGCCUGUGUUCAGUUGCGCUGAAUGCAGGAGGCUCAAACUCAAGUGUGAUCGUCAGGUGCCAUGCGAUAACUGCGUCAAGAGACGUUGUCAUUCUAUUUGCCCCGAUGGGGUUCGCGUUACCAGACAGUAUCUCGCAAAUCCUGAUUCCGCUUUGCUUACGCGUCUUGAGCAACUGGAGGGCAUCGUAUCUAGACAUAGAUUGGAUCCCGUCAUUACAGAAGCCGCAUCGGCGAAAGAAACUAACAAAACUCAAACGCCCUCAGGAAUGCAGUUACGCUCCCAACAGGCGACAGGGAAUAUAAAUGGUAGUUCCCGAAGUCGCGGACAGAAUUCUCCUCAUAUGGCUUCGCCUUCUUCUGUGGCCGCUCAGCCUCCAACUAAUCGACCAGAAGAGGCAUCUUCCAGCCUGCAGCAGUCAGAUGAUGAUGACCAUUUGCGAGGAUCUUCUUCAUCAGGCCCUUUUCGGUAUGAUAUGCUAGAAUCCCCGCGUUACGAGCAUCAACCUCAGCCUCAACAUCUACAACAACAUCCACCCCAAACUCACGCGUCAGAUCUGCAGUUCAACACUGUUCGCCCCGGUAAUCCAGAUAUCUCUCACAGGGUAGAAGCAGUUCAUGAGAUUAACAAGAUAGUUCCAUGCGAUGGAUCAAUACGAUUUGAUUUUCCCACGCAUUCUACUUCAUCGACAUCACCCCCCGCAGCCGGCCGUCACAGCGACAGUAACGCUGAACCGCAUAGUCAUCAUCCCCACCAUUUUGGUCCUCCUGUCCUAGCUGAGAAUGUCGAUGUUGAGGAAGAGCAGAGCUAUGGUACUUUGGUGAUGGGACAAGGAGGAACGAGCAAGUACUUGGGGCCGACUGCAGCGAGUGAAUGGUUGAGGGAUCAAGAGACACGAGACCACGCUGAGUCGCGAGAUCAGUCUCGAUUACCAUCUCCUGAGAUCCCAGAGGCAUCGGUGCCCCCACACAAUCUACGCCCCACAGCUGUUCCUCAUUCAUUUCCUUUUCACACUUCAAAGACCAAAGUUGUCUCAUGGUCGAGAUAUGAUCUUCUCUCCAGGCUACCUGAUAGAUACUACGCCGACAUGCUUGUUGACAGUUACUACCGUUCCUUCAGCUGGCAUUACGACAUCUGCCCUCGUUCUGAAUUCCAGCCUGUCUACGAAGAGAUGUAUCUCUUUCGGAUAACAAGCAUCACAUCUCCUCCUGAACCUCUCCAGCGACUUGGCCGAGGCAGGAUGAACUAUCAGGACCUAGGUCUUGUUUUUAUGGUCCUUGCUUUCGGCACAUUGCAUUGUCUUGAACUGGCGCCCAAUGAUCCUACUGCAUACGAGCUGGCUUCUGUAGCUCAGGUCGCUUUGUCAAAAGGCGAUCUUCUGUCGCGACCUUCAAUUUCAGGGCUUCAAGCCUUGCAUAUAUUGGCCCAAUUCAGUAACGAAUCUGAAGAAGGGCGAAAUGGAGAUGCAUCCUGGCCAUUAUGGGGUCUAUCGAUGAGGUUGAUACAGGCGAUGGGUCUUCAUAGGGAUGGUGCCAGAUGGGAUCUUGAUCCAGAACUUGUAGAACAGCGACGCCGAGUAUUUUGGGAAUGCCACAGUGCCGAUAUCUUCCAAGCAAACUGUAACAGUCGGCCUAACACUCUCUGGCCAGGCGUGUAUGACACCGCGUACCCUUCACAACCCCCAAUUCAUAUCGAGAAGGACUAUUAUACUCUGAAGUUUGAGCUCAGUCGCAUAGCUGCAUCAAUCCUCGGCUCAGCAACUAAUGUUCAAGCUCCUCCUUAUUCUACCAUUAUGGAGCUCUCUCGUCAAGUCACUGAUUUCGAGCGUCAGGUACCUUUCAAUCUGCGAUGCCGACAAGCCCUCCAGGCUUUGCCUAGUAUCUAUCCUGAUCCUCAGGCUGCAAUUGACAACAGUCCUGAAAUUAGCUCGAAAGAACUUCAUAAGACUUUUCAGAAAUUUUUCUUGUCCAUCAGCAUCUCCGAAACCCUAUUAUUCCUCCAUCGUCCCUACUUCGUUCGUGCUCUCAUCAGGACCUCUCCCGACCCCUCACAGUCCGUUUACGCGCCUUCAUAUCUCACAGUUGUUGAGAGGUGUAAUGCAAUCGUUCAAUGCGUUGUCACGAUCCAUAAAAUCCAUCGUAACGUUUCAACCCGGCACUGGCCACUAUGGUAUCAUGCUUUCAAUUCUGCCGUCUCAAUGGGUACUCUGAUAUUUAAGUCACCUCAAAAUCCUCUGUCGGAUUUUGCCCUCGGUCUAAUCAACACCGUGAUUGAGGCGUUCACGUCGGCUGUCCAAACGGGCUCUUCUCCCCGCCUGUCCACCAACCUCCAAUGGCUAAUUAGGCUCAGGCGUAGAUGCCAAGACGCUAUUGACAAAUCCAAAUGUGAGAGUGCCGGCCAACAAACAACCAGCGAUAAUAGCACCUUUGCUCUCCGUGAGGGCGAUACUGGCGACAAUAGCGAUCAAGAUGACCCAGAUAACUUUUCUCUUCUUGGUUGGAGGACGAGGUUAAUCCAGCGUGCGGCUUUUGGUGGACAAGUGGCCAAGAUUAUUUCGCAGUCCACGCCAUCGCAGUCAAAUGACAGUUCUCCUCAGAUUAUGUCCUCGAAUAUCAACCUGCUUCCAGACAUCUUGGGUCCUACGAUGGGUGGUUUAACAGGAGCAGGUGUCCUGAAUCCAAUACCGGGAGCCGAGAAUAUAGCGAAUAAGCAGAUGUCAUCGAGUACGAGCACUGCGGGCGAUCAAACUGAGAUUAAUGAAACUUUUACAAAUCAGCUUUUGCAACAAUUCUGGGAGCCGAUGCUGCUACAAGAUGCUCCUAAUGUAGGGGAUAGUACCUGGGACCCAUUCCAGACGGUUAACUGUUGGGAUUGGAACAUGCAUCUUUAUAGGGAAGAAAGGUCUCAUCAAGCGCCCAAUCCAGAUACGCAUGCGUGAAGAAUGUUGUUGUGGUUAUUGGCGAAAUUUGUGUAAUGUUAUCAUUUAUAUAUUGGGUGCGACUGUGUUCGGUAUAAGCAAUGUAUC